GAGGAGGAUGCGGCCGCUGACGGAGGAAGAAACGCGGCUCCUGUUCGAGAAGCUCUCAAGAUAGCACAAGGAAAUUUCUGUAUACGGGCGGCUUACAGGUGGGUUACUCCGUCUGAUUAAAGUAAACGAUCUUUGUCAUCCAUGGAUACAAGAUUUUGGUUUAAUAUCUCAUUCAAAGGACGACACUUCCAAAAUUCCCGGAGUACUGCACUAUAAUUUAAUUGAGCUCAAAAUUCCAAUGUGGGGCAUUGGAGAGAAUAUUAAGCUGCUAGUGGAUCGUCCUGACGGAACCUACUGCUUCCGUUUACACAACGAUCGUAUUUAUUACGUCAGUGAGACCAUCCUGAAACUGGCAACAAGUAUACCUCGAAAUAAACUUGUUUCAUUAGGAACAUGCUUUGGGAAAUUCACCAAAACAUCAAAAUUUCGAUUGCAUGUAACGGCUCUCGACUACCUUGCUCCCUAUGCUAAGUACAAAGUAUGGGUGAAGCCUGGAUCUGAACAAUCGUUCCUGUAUGGAAACCACGUUUUGAAAUCUGGUCUGGGCCGAAUUACGGAGAACACGGCUCAGUAUCAAGGUGUUGUGGUUUAUUCCAUGGCUGACGUUCCAUUGGGCUUUGGAGUUGCUGCAAAAUCAACUCAAGACUGUCGGAAAUUAGACCCAAUGGCAGUCGUUGUAUUUCACCAGGCUGAUAUUGGCGAAUAUUUACGACAUGAGGAUACAUUAACAUAACUUAUCGUCUUAUUAGCUACAAAAAGAACUAUUUCUCACACGUCAGAUUCUCUAUGGAAGGGGAAGAUAAUUCAGCAACUUACUGCUGCUCCACCGCAGCGGAUUGUGGGAAGGCUCAAGGUUGCUUUCAGUAAGAAAUGAAAACAUCUGAAAUGUUAUUCAAGAUCGUUUUCCAAACUUGUAUCGCUUUUUCAAGCUGGUAUUUCAAGGCAGUCAAUAUUUUAAAGAUCUCAAAAGUUGUAUCAGAGAGCACAUUUCAGAACGUUCGUAGUGAUUCAGACCAUUGUUUUAUAUUUAUAUCUGUUGUGCCUUCUUAAUUUUGGCUCAAAAUUGAAUUGAAAUGAACACUUUUGGACGAGGUAUGAUUUUUGAUAACUAAAAUUUAAGGUAUUAAAUGUAAUUGUUUAAAAGUACUAUUUUAGCUGAAGAUUACAUGGAACCAGCUCUGGCUAUCUCUGACACCUAUUUCACCUUGUAUCCAGUGUGAUUUUUGAAUUUUGGGAAUUUUACAUACAUUAAUUGGAAAGUGUAUGAUUUCUCGUUAACUUGCAGAAAAUAUUUGAAAAAAUUUACUGCAUGACAGUUUUUUUUCUGCCACCAUUGCAGUUAGUCCUGCUAAUGUAUUGUAUCUGUUACAAUAUGAUUGUAUCCACAGUUGUAUGCUUGUAUUCAUCUUCAAAGUAGAUGACAUUCGAUUUUCUAUAUAAAAACGCAGUUUCUGAUC
Molecule: messenger RNA, 1457 nt
Organism: Callorhinchus milii (elephant shark)
Lineage: Eukaryota; Metazoa; Chordata; Chondrichthyes; Chimaeriformes; Callorhinchidae
Product: NIP7 nucleolar pre-rRNA processing protein
Exons: 6
Coding region: 239-733 (164 amino acids)
Biological process (GO): ribosome assembly; ribosomal large subunit biogenesis
Cellular component (GO): nucleolus; nucleus; preribosome, large subunit precursor
Molecular function (GO): RNA binding
Source: RefSeq, a predicted model, not a curated record